This is a messenger RNA of Diorhabda carinulata, 14063 nucleotides long. RefSeq names its product dual specificity protein phosphatase CDC14A-like. Lineage: Eukaryota; Metazoa; Arthropoda; Insecta; Coleoptera; Chrysomelidae. The transcript has 9 exons. Gene Ontology annotation, molecular function: protein tyrosine/serine/threonine phosphatase activity; protein serine/threonine phosphatase activity. Gene Ontology annotation, cellular component: nucleolus; mitotic spindle; centrosome. The record is from RefSeq and is a predicted model, not a curated record. Gene Ontology annotation, biological process: protein dephosphorylation; regulation of exit from mitosis; microtubule cytoskeleton organization. Bases 261 to 1988 code for a protein of 575 amino acids.
AAAACGUAUGAAUCUCUGGGGCAAAGGGAUACAUUUUUAAAGUUAUACAUUAUAAAAUUGAUAAACAAACGUGUUCAAUAUAAUACAUUUUUAAUAAUUUUAUCAAUUAGUGGUCUGUUUAAGAUGGUUCUAUUCGAAAGAGUAUUAAAUAAGAACUUUGCUGCUAAAACAUGGUAUAAAAUUACACACUCUUUUUAUGUUGAGUUGGUAUUUCUUAUAGCUCACCAAUUAACUAAAAAGGGUGGAUUUUAGUCAAUAAGAUGGACAUAUUUGACAAUUUGUUUUUAAAUGCUUCAGAGUUUAUUAAAGAUCGCUUAUAUUUCGUUACAUUGAAUACACUAUUGGAACCUAAAUCGACACAGAGAGUACAUUAUUUUAGUAUACAUAAAGAAUUAAAAUAUGAUAGUUUCUACAGGGAUUUUGGACCACUCAACUUGGCUAUGCUCUAUCAUUAUUGUGUGAAAUUGAAAAGGAAAUUAAAUAAUGUGUCAUUCCAAAAUAAGAAAAUUGUACAUUACACAAGAGAUUUCACUGAUGCAGAUAGAGAAAAAACUGUCAACGCAGCAUUUUUAAUUGGAGCAUAUUCUAUAAUUUACUUAAAUUACUACCCAGAACAAGCAUAUGAAGUAUUAAAUCAGCACUCUACAAGAGAAUAUUUAAAAUUUAGAGAUGCUUCUAUAGGCGAACCAUAUACAUUAAGCCUGUUAGAUUGUUUGAAGGCUGUUAAAAAAGCUUUGGAUCAUGGUUUCUUCAACUUUGAUAGCUUUGAUUUUUUGGAGUAUGAGCACUAUGAAAAAGUUGAAAAUGGGGAUUUUAAUUGGAUAGUUCCUAAAAAAUUCAUAGCAUUUUGUGGACCUCAGGAUAGAACUAGUUACAGUAUAGGUGAUCACAAACCCGAGACAUAUUUUACUUAUUUCAGAAGACAUAAAGUGUCUACAAUUGUGAGAUUGAACAAGAAAGCUUAUGAUUCAAACUCUUUUAUUCAAGCUGGAUUUGACCACAAAGAUUUGUAUUUUGUUGAUGGAGGUACUCCAAGUGAUAGGAUAUUACAACUUUUUAUUGGUAUUUGUGAAAAUGCCAAAGGUGCUGUGGCAGUACAUUGUAAAGCUGGAUUAGGACGCACAGGUUCAUUAAUAGCGUGUUAUAUCAUGAAGCAUUAUAAGUUUACAGCAGAAGAAGCUAUUGCAUGGAUUAGAAUAUGUCGUCCCGGUUCCAUUAUAGGUCACCAACAAAGUUGGCUUCAGGAGAAACAAAAGCCAAUGUGGGAUGCUGGUGAAGCAUAUAGAAAAAAACAUGGUGUCUCUCUACCAAUCAAACAUACAACAGGGAUAUAUAGUCUAUCUGACAGUAAAAAAGGAAAAAAUAAUGAUAAUGUUACAAGGAUUGUUAAAAAAGUUGAUAAUAUGGAAAUCCAUGAUUCAGAGGAAGAAUGUGAAGAGAAUAGGGUUAGUCAAGGAGACAAACUGAAUAAAAUUAAAGUACAGAGAUCUAGAAUAAAGCCUCUCGUCAGCACUCAGACUGUUCGAAGAAUUAAUGUGUCCUCAAUCUCCCCGACAACUCAAACUGUCUUAAGAACUGGCAAAGUCAUAAGCAAUUCACUCACCAAAACAGCAGGAUCAGCAAAUAAUCGUAUAGUGCCUAAAAGAGCUGAUAGCCAACCCGUGAAACGAACUACAGCAAGGAGACUAAUUUCACCAAUUUCUACGACCGCUACAGAAUCAUUGAAGGCUGGUGAAAAACGUCAGGCUCCUAAGAAGCGACUCGCCCACCAGAAUGGCGUUCCAUUAAAAAGCGUCACCCCCGAAGACUUGAAGAGCCAAAUUAAACGAGGUAAGAGAACAUUAGUAGCUGAAAAAGACAACCAGAAGACCAGGAGAUCACUUAAGGUCCUGCGGAGGACGCAUUUGGUAGGAUUAAACUUUAAAGAUGGUGAGAAAUCAGAUAUUAAGCUACGUUUGCCAUCAGUCAAGGCAAACAAAACAUUGUAAUAUGUGUUUAAAAGAUAGUUCAAAGCUCAUUUUCUAUAUAUUUAGUUUUUUAAACCAUACUCCAAUGUGCGUGUUGUGUGAAAAUCUUCUAACUGGAAGAUUUGUUAUUAAUGUGGAUUUCUUGUUUUUGCAAGAAUUUUUAAAGUGUAUGCUUCAGUAAAUUUGAACUUUAUACUUAAAUAACAGCUCAUAGUUUAUUUGUUUGUAACACUGAAUUUUUCAAACCGGGAAAAAAUAAUUUUUUGAUAUAGAUUUUUUGGCCAUAUUUCGAACAGACUUUUUUGGUUGGAUAAUAAUAUCCAACCAUAUUUUGUUAUAUCCGAUCCUAUGGUUUCUAUACCGUCCAUCAUUUGACUGAGGAUCACUGUCGUCAAUGCUCUCACUGGUAGAGUCUACGACAACAUUGGGAGGCAGAUUGGCAUAAGAUUUUAUUCAUAGAUUUUGCUGUUAAAAGUCAUGUGCACACAUACUUUAAUUCGAGCCAUGACAACUGGAUGUUUUGUUGAUGGUGUCUCACACAACAAUGCAUGUCCACAUAUUGCACGCGAACUAUGGAGUUUCUCAAGCAAGCUGCCGUUAAAAUUUCGCAGUGGUCGUCACGUUAUUCAUUUUUAUGAGUACAUGUGAAUAAGAUUUCUUGCAAAUGUUAUCAAUUCCUUUUUGAGGUAAUAUUAUUACAUUACUAAAAUAUCAAGGUUGAUCAAUUAUGCCUUUUGCUGUAACAAUUCUAUGUUUAGUUUAAACAAAAUUUAACAGAAAAUUAUGGAAACCAAGUAAAGGGUUCUACAUAAAUUAUGUUGUAGAACAGUAUCAUUUUGAGUAACUCAUUCUUGUGCUUUCAGCUUUUGAUGAGAAAAAAUUAAUUAUAUCACUCAUAUGAAUUUUUUUAAUGAAAUUUUGUGAAGUUUGAACUUAUUUCCUCCCACAUAAUUGUUGUCUAGGAAAGAUUCUUUAAGAAAAUUAAUUCAUUCAUAUUUGUUUCAACUAGUCUCAUUCGGCUCAUGUGCUUAAUUAAAUUUGCCUAAUCCUGAUAAUUGCAAUUUAUGAGAAAUCUUAAUUCCUUUGAUUAUUUUAGUAAAAUAAUUGAAUCAAUUCAUUUUAAAGAAUGAUCUGUACUACACUACAAAUGUGCUACAAAUGCGUCGUCAUUUUGUAUUUGCUCAACUUAUUCUGGACAAGAAUAUUUUUAUUGUUGACGAUCUUGGUCAAUUACGUUGAAGAAUUGAGAAUGAAUGAGUUAAACAAUAACUUUUUAUUUUUUUACUUGACGUUUUUAUAUUUUGAUAUGUUUAAGCUAUGUGAUAAUAAUUAGAUACUUCCCAUUACACUGCAGAAAAAAUAAAUGAAUAAAAUAUUAUAAGAGCUGUUGAUUAAAUAAUAGUUUAUUGCAGUAUCCACUUAUACUUUAAUAUAUUUAUCAAAUAUACACAUUUUAAAUUUUAAUUUGUUGUUUAUAUUUGUACAAAAAAUAGUUUUGUUAUAUGUAAUUUAUUGUAUACCAUAGCAUUUCAGAUAGUUUCUUACUAUUUUGUUCACAAUAUAAGGACAAACACAAAAUUCGGUUUUUGUUUGUUUAAAUUGAGUGAAUAUAAUUGAAUGCUUUUUAUGACGUCAGAGAAAAAAUAUAAAAAUUGUAUUUUCCUUUGAAUUUUAUUAUAUAUUUUAAUACAAAACUGAGAUAUUAUUUGAAUAAUAGUUUAUUGUAGCAUUCGCUAUAUUUUAUUGAAUUAUAAUAAUUAUUAGCUAUAUACAUUUUAAAUUGCAAUCCACAAUUUAUUGUUAAUAUUUGUACAGAAAUUAUUUUUAUUGUCAUAAUUUAUUGUAUACCUUAUUGGCGAGAUUUUACAUGCAUUUUUUACUAUAAUAAAAUUAAUUCUUUCAGAUUCCAGUUUUCCUUGGAUAAUUUCUUUGGCCAAAUAAGUUAUACUUAUCCAAUUUAAAAUUUAAGUUGUACAUUCAUGGUAAUUCGUUUACUCAUUAUUCAAAGACAUGGUGUAUCAAAAAAUUCAGUUUAUAGGAUUGCUGUAAAAUAACCAUUUAUUUUCAAAAACCGAUUUAUUCAAAAGUAUUAAACAAUAUUGAUGUGUAUUUAAAUGUUGUCCUUAAUUUAUCUCCAAAUGGAGAAGUCACUCGGCUGUAAAUCUGACGACCGGAGAGGUCAUUAUUAUCAACAUGGCCAAUAUAGUGAUGCAAAGUUAAUAAUUCGGAUGAAACAGUACUAUCUUUUGAAAGAACGUGUAGAGUGUAUAAUAGGUUUCGGGAGUUGGAGGUGGAAAAAUCAAAACCAGCCUGGUCUCCUAAUACACACUUUAAUAUUCUAUCAUUGUUCUGACAACAUUCUGUAUUGUUGGACGCCCUACCUUCAACUAUUUAAAAACAGUCUAUCCAUUUUUACCCGCGAGGCGGUAACUAAAUUUUUUAAUAUUACCUUAAAAAAAGAUACUCUAGAUUCGUUUCUUAUUUAUUACUUAUUCUUACUUUCCAUUUAUAAUUAUAUGUUGAUAAUUUAUAAUUUACUAGUUAUUAACAUAUAUGAUACUUACCAUUUCGAACGUUUCGCAUAUUCUGGGACGUAGAACCAAUUUUCUCGCUUCCUCUGCACUAGUUUAAUAUAGAAUUAACCUCCAAAUUUAAAAAAUCACUAGAAUCGUCCAUAAUCUUCUCUCUUCACUUUCUCAGGUGCUACUUAAUCUUCUAAGUUAACUUAAACUGAACUGGUGCUGCUGUCCGUUCAUAUUUUGAUCUAUUUGUCAAUCAUAUUUGUAUGUAUAUUUUCAAAUAAAUCAAAUUUUUAAAAUGAAUGGUUUCUGUAAACAGUUUGGCAUCAUAUGCUUAAACUGUGACUACAUAUAUUUUAACUAAAAUAAAUAAGCACUUAUUUAAAAUAAUAUGUGCAAUAUUGAUAUCUGUGAUUCACAUAUAGACAUUAUUUAUUUGUGACCACUUAAUUAAUGAACAAAGAACAAUUUCAUGUUAUAGAAGUACCCUAAGGCGUAUGUUACAAACUAAAGUAACAAAGACAUGAAAUGCUUUUAAACUGGAAAUUGUAAUUAGAUUCUAAUUUAGUUAGGCGCUCAGCAAUUUAGUUAUGAAACACAAUUCAUGGGUUGGAGUAAGCAUUUGUUUACUAAGUGUGUCAUCCCACGCAGCUUUCCAGGACAUCCUCUCAAACACCCUUGAGAGGGGCGCAGCUGACAAUAUGUGGAAUGUAAUUUCCUCUUCACCUUAACAUCUUAGAUAUUGAGUAUCUUUCAUUAUGCACAUCGUCUUAAGAUGUUUUGUCAUAUACCAGUGGCCAGUAAUUAACUCGGUGAUUUCUUUCGAACAUCUAGACAAGCUCCUGAUACCUUGGACGGCCUCUGAAGAUGGUUUUGGCGUGUCGCAUGUCACUGGUUUCUAAUCACUGGAAGCUGUCUCCAGCCCUUCUAUUCAAUUGAUUUUUUCUCACUAUUUCAUAACCCUAAAUCCAGAUUGUCCACGGUCCCUCACAACCUCAACAGUUAUUCGUCGACAGCAUUGUUUUAAUUUUUUAAUGUUAUUGAAUUGACAAUAUGUGUUUUAUUGAAAACUUUUAUUCUGUUCAGAUCUUUUUACAACUAAAACCUACUAUAAAAUGAAAAUGGUAUCUUUAACUGUUGGCGAUUCUCUUCUUUUCGAUGUUACCAGAAUGUGUGUGUUUUCUGUUGAUCAGUAAAAUUUCCUAUCAUCCGCCUUGAAACGACUGUGUUUCAACAAGCAACACUGGUAAAAUACAAAUUUUGUGAAUCGACCGUUCCUAUUCGGUGUUCGAGGUUCUCACAGAAACAACACUAAUUUGCUCAUCUUUGCCAGGAAAAACCUCACUGAUACGGCCAGUCCUCCAUGAAGUGGAGUUAGUUCAUCCUCCUUGCACUGUCCAAUGAUUUGGUGUUUUGUUUUCAUUAGCUUCAUUUCUGUAUGUGUGAAAUGUAUUCUACUGACCACCUGGAACAGAAAUGUUGCCAUAGUUGAGUUAUUUUUUCAUACUUAAUUGAACGAUUUGAUGUUUUUUGUCGCUCGUUAGGUGCUGGGAAUGCUGUCAAUGGAGCGAAUUAGCCAGGAAGUGGCCUGGGGUAAGCGGUUGAUACUCUGGCGGCGGAUCUGAGGAAAGGGAUGUUAGAGGACGUGAGAUUCAGGCCGGCUUCUAUUUGUGUAGUAAGUUUCAUGAAAUGUUUGAAAUUGGACACUUGAUUACUUUCUCAAGAAGCGGUUUGAAACAUUUUACGGUUGCCUACCAUUGAUUUUCAUGACUCCAUGAUAUGGUAGGUAGCACACUUGUGUUGGUCCGUUAUCAUCUUGAGUGACGGGUGACAUGUGUCCGAAUUUGUAAUACUCAUCCACAAAAUUUUGGUAAAACUGUUUCAUUGUUGGAUUUUUUCUAGUUUUCUUUCCAUUCGAUAAAAAUGCUGUCGAACGAUUCACCAAGGACAAAACAAAUCUUCCCAUUUUUUAAAAAUUCUCUUUCGCACUUUUCUCCUUUACUAAAACUUUCAUGAUUGUUUAUUUAACAAAAUUGUUUCAGUUGAUCUGGAAUUUAAAUAGUUGAUAAAUUGCAGUUUGUCUAUUUCUUGAACUGUUUCCCAUUAACCCAUGAUGUUUCUCUAGUAACAAUCCAUCCUAAUUUUCUCUUCUGUAUGAUGAGGAAACGAUUAUUUUGUUAGAUUUCAGUGUCGCUCAGUACUUUGUAAAAUAAUUAUGCACUGAGAAGUAUAUCUAUUUUUCCCAGUAUGUUCGUGAAAUGAUUUUUCUUUCAAAGGACUAAUUGAGUUGUUCAAUUUCAUACAGUUUAUUAAUGAAAGAUAUUACAAUGGGGUCUGACACUUGCUUGUUCACUUGUUGCUUUACUCUAUAUACUCUGCAUCGCCCAUAAAACUAAACUAACCCUUGCGCAUGAAUUCAUAACAGCGCCAAUACACAGUAAGGCGCUAACAUAGCCGCCCGCGUUGAAAAGUGCCUUUUCAAAACAAUUUACAAUGAUCAAAUUUAACAUAAUUUUUAAGUAACAAAACAAAAAAUUUGAAUAUUCACUCUAUAGUAACCAUAACACAGAUUAUUGCUAUGAACCUCUUGAUUAUUAUUCCAGAGGAUGUUUUCACCAAUACUACUCUAACGAUACUAUCUAGUCCUGGGUAAAGUUCUGUUACACGAGCCAGAGGCCAAUGUGAAGGUGCUGUAUUAUCAUCCUUCAAUAUAACCAACGAAUCUAUCUUAACAAUGUUAGUAACAUCAUUUUUCCAUUUAUUUCGAGAUUGUUGCUAUGCUAGGUAAUAUCUUGACCAGCGUCUCCAAAACUGUUGCAAAAGCUGCUCUAGUCUAUUGUAUCUAGAUAAUGUACUUUCGUUACAAUUAGUCAAAUUUCUCUUGUGGCAUAGCCUUUAAUGAAUCACCAAUUAAGAAAUAUGAUGGUGUCAAAGGUAAUACGUCGUUAAGAUUGUUUGAAAGAGGUGUGAAUGCCGGGAGUGAUACAUGCUUCAAUCUGUGUUAAAACAGUGUGAGAUUAUUCAUAAGAAUCUGAACUCUACGUAUUUGUUAAGUUUACAGCAAAUUCCCAUAAUCCCCACCAUGUCUGGGGUAUUCGGUAGAUUAAAAUGUCAAUAAAUUUUUUCCUGAGCUAAAAAUUCUGUAACGUUAUCAUUAUGUUUCAAAUCAGAAAAUAUAAUUCAACGAAAUAAUUAUUCGCCUUCAAAAUUCGUAUCAUCAAAAUGAACCUUUUGAGAGCGUUGAGAAAACUAUUUGUAGACAGAUCUUUAUCUAGUUCUGUGUGAACGGCAUUAACCGCGAAACAAACAAAUAUGAAAAUAUAGGUUAGGUUUCGACUAUAUUCGAAUCACGUAACGUAUUUGCCUUAAUUAAAAUAGGACCUGCAUUAUCUACUCCGCAUUGCGCGAAAGCUCGUUCUGGUUGACUCACUCGUGAUCUAGCUAAAUUCCCAGUCAAGAAAAUUUUUAGUCUUCGGAUUUAGCUCGAAACAACAUAUGCAAUUCUUAAUAACCGUCUUAACUGCAUUUUUUCCGUUGAUAAGACAAUAUUUGUCUUAUCAAAUCCUGUGCUUAUCUGGAAAUAUGAUGAGAUGUUUUUGUGCAUAGCUUAGGACUGAAUUAGUCUUCCACCAACUCUUAGAUUGGAUCAAAAACAGUUUACACAGAAUUUCAACCUCUUAAUUUCAAUACCGACAGAAAAUAAAUGGGCAUCGUUAUAAUAAGUACAUUUUCCUCUUUUAUUUGUUUGAUUAAGGAAUGAAUGAUUCUUUAAUUUGUGAUUUAUUAAAACUUACUGAAUUAUUUUCUUUCGUUAUAUAUAAAAUUUCUAAACGUAGCUCAUCUCUAUGCAGGAAAUUUUAGAACAUGAUCAACAGUCGGUAAUACUUUUUUAUGCAUAUUCUCUCUGACUCCUAUUGACGUUUUGGAUUACUGCCUACUAACUUGGAUUAUAGAAAUAUAUCAAAAUUGAACUCCACUUAUUUUUAUAUGUGUAAAAUUUUGUUGGCUUCAAAAUUGAUUUUCUUAAUUGAGAAAAUGGUGAUUAAUAUAAAGCGCGAAUAUGAUUGUGUACUUUUAGUUUGUCAUUUUGAAAUCGUUCCUUCAAAAUCUUCCAGGCUGUGAUAUAAUUGUCAUUAUUGACCUCCCAAGAUCAAAUCAUUGCCUCAGCUUCAUCUUUUAAACAUGAUUUCAGGUAAUGAAAGUUUUGAACUUUGUUUGAAUUUUUAUCACUAUUAAUUAAUGUUUCCAAUUUAUCAUAAAACUGUAAAUACUUUCUGGUUCGCCUAUAAAUACAGGCAGAAAAAUGACCUGCAAGUUAAUUUUGCUUCGGUGUCUUAUUUGCAAUUUCAGAGUGUAAAAUACUAAUUUUGUGUGAAUGCUCCUCACCGAUUAUUUCUGCAUAUGAAUAAAUUUCAAGAUAAUUCUCUUGAAAUGUUCCAUGUAAAUAUAAUUUUUUUCUAAAAUAUUAAUAGAUUUAAUAUACAAUUCAUUAAAACCAUCCAGUAUAGAUUCAAUUGUUUUUAAUUCCCUUGAGAGUUGAAGAAAUGUUUUAAAUCUGCUUAAUUGAGAUUUACUGUUUUUUAAUAUUUGUAUAGUAUCUCCAGAAUUCAUAUUGUUCUUUUUUGUGUGUUAAACAUUGUAAAAUUCGGAUAUUGAUUGAAGAUGAUAUUUUUGUAUAAAAAGAAGCUACUUAAAAUGAUAAUGUGUAUUUUCUUGUAAAUUAUUUUGUAAAUUUGAUGUAAUUAUUUCAUUCUGCUCAAAUGCUACAACUAAACCCUACUAUAAAAUGAAAAUGGUGAAAAAUACUAGACUUGUUUUCGGUGUUUGAAUGGCGAUUCCCUUAUUCUCCAUCCUGCCAGAAUGGAUGUAUUUUCUGUUGAUAGUACAAUUUCAUAAUAAGUUUCUUAGCCGCUCAUUACAGCUUAGCACCAAGAGGUGAUAACCAAUAUUCUGAAUGACUCAGGAGCUUGUCCGUUGUCACAGUAGAUAUAUAUGUGUUUGUCCCUUUGCUUUUGGGUGAUUGUGAAUCCAGAACAGGCCUAAAAUGCGAUAAUCUCUGCUUGAAAGAUUGUGGCUGGGAAUCCAAGCCUUCAAGUCUUCUCCGUUCUCGGGCCUUCGCUCCCAAUUGUGUCUUGGACCCAUCUGUAUACCACACGGGCUCUUUUAGGUUAAGCAAUCAGGGGUGUCAUCUCCUCAGUUCCGCCUAUCAGAAUAGAGGAAUUUAAAUUUGGUUCUGAGUUGUAGCAGUUUGGAAGACUGUAGCACCCUAAUAUUAGAACCUCUUCAAGGCCCUGUCCUAGUGCCUGUACUCCGCUGCUCUCCAGAAUGUUUUUCAUUGCGGCCUAAUUACAGAUUUGGGUAGUUUUAAUUGCUGUCAUAAUGUCGAGCAACGUUAGUCGAUAUACCUUAUCAGGGGCUUAGAUGAUAAUUUGUGGACCCAAGAUAAAGCCGUACAUAUCCAUCUCACCACAGCGAGUUUCAGGCCCCACUUUUUGCCAACUAGUAUUCUGCGGUCCAAAAAUGCAAGCAUUUCACUAGAAGAAAUAUAUUCUGUUUUAAAAAUCGAGGGAGCUGUAAUAGAAAAUUACCCCUUUUUGUAAUUAGUGCCGUCUCAAUUAUAAUGGGGUUAACCCUCGAGAAUCUGGACGUGCACCAUUCCUUGUUGAACUUAAGAGCUUUUUGCAUCUCAUUAUUUUAGGGCCAUUGCAACGUCAUCUGCGUAGCCUACGGUGUAUAGCCCUAGCCUUUCCAUCUACGUCUCUUGGAUUAUAAUCUCUUAAAAAUAUUACCCAAGAUCUUGAAUCUGAAUGAAUUAAUGUAAUUGGUCAUAAUACUUGAAGAUUUAUAUAAGAGUAAUGUAAAGUUUAAAGCACAUAAUAAUUUGUUUAUAAAAGAAUUGGUUAUACAAAUUACUGACCGUGGUAAAACAAUAUUUACUUGGAGAUGUAGAUAAAUGUAUGUAUAAAUCGAAAAUCUAGUUUGAAAAAUAUUUAUUUUCUAACUUGUAUAAAUGUAAACGCAAUCACAUCUCUGUUCAUAAAUUACAGACCAGUUUAUUCUUUAUUUAAUAUUUAUUCAAUAGCUAUAGCAACAGAUUACAUUUUGAAAAUUGGAAUAUUCUAGAGUGAAAUCACUCCCUAACAAUAUCCUUCUACAGCAAAAGAAAACAAUACUUUGGAAUCAAAAACCAAAACGAUCUCGUGCUAAUAUUGACUCACAAAUUCUAAUUGAUUGCAACGCAUUGUCUUGGAGAACACUCAUUGGAACUGAUGCUGAAGGAGCAAAUAUUUCUUAAUGGGUUCUCGUAACUUACUGAAACGAAAUUGUUCAAAGUUACAAUUUAAGAUGCAAUGUGGCCACUAUGAUAUGUGACAUAUCUUGAAAUGUUCUUGUGACUACAUUGAUCUAGAAACAACAUUCUGGUACAUAUCAAAACCAUCCUUGCACACAUAGUUGAAUGUAUCUUCCAAGAUUACAUUUAUGGGAAAAUAGUGGACCUUAAACUUCGAGAAAUAUAUAUUUUGCAAAAUAUUUAUAUUAGUAAGAUAUUUAUUUUUUUACUUUGAAUCAGACAUCUAUCAAUAACAAGUUAUACUUAAACUGAUUUUGAUAAUUUCUCUACUUUCUACUUUGUCUAUCUUAAUAUAGGUGUAAUGCAAUGAACUGGUCAAUCUAAUUGUACAUGUUUAGAAAGAAAUCGUAGUUUUUCUAGAAAAGCUGCGUAUCAUUUUUGAAGUAAUUACUCUAACACAUCGAAUUUGUUAAAAAUCAACUACACGUGCUGGUGUAAAAAAUACACCAUUUACAGUAAACAGAAAGUAAAUGACCAUGGUAUGCUUCCCCCCAUGUUGCGGGCGCAUCUAACCUAUCAUUGAAGUGUCCUUAACACGUUCCAAGUAUGGCGUAAAAGUGUUUGUAUUGUGCGACUCUAAAACUUUUCAUGAAAAAAAUUUGGAAGUUUAUUGUGGUCAACAAUCAGAAGGUCCAUAUAGUAAAUCAAAGACACCAGAUAAUAUAAUGCAUCAUUUACUGCAACCAUGGAAAGGAAAGAAUAGAAAUUUGACAUACGACAAUUGCUAUAUACGCUACCUUGUAGCCGUGAAUUUUUUAAAAUAUAAAACAACUGUUGUUAGAACAAUGACAAAAAAUAAAAAAGAACUGCCAUCAGUUUUUAUCCAGUAAAACGAAAUCAUAUUUCUUUGGGUUCCAAAAAGACGUCACUAUUGUGUCAUAAGUGCAAAAAAAAUAGACCAGUUAUACUACUUUCUAUUAUGCAUGAUGAUUCUGCAAUUAAUACUGAAGAGAAGCCGGAGAUUGUUAUGGACUACAAUUCCAAUAAAGUAGGAGUGGAUACAGUGGAUAAAAUGUGUAGUACGUAUUCUGUGUCCAGGAAAAGAAGAUGGCUACAACCGAUAUUUUUCCAACUAUUAAACAUAGCUGGAAUAAACAUAAAGAGCCAAAUUUUAUAUAACAUGACGCACAUUCAUGAGGCCCAAAAAUUUAGAAGACUUUUCCUAAUAAUCUAAGAUCUCGCUGCAAAAUUAUGACAUGAAGAAUGUACUCAAUCAAAAUCUCAUUUGGAAGUAUUUUUACAAGUGGAAGAAUGUAUUUUUCAUAAGGUGCCAAUUAAAAAUUACCCGCUAGUACUAUUAAUUAAAAUCUAAUUCAUUGACUAUUAGUUAUACAGUGUGUAAGUGACAGAAAGUAAGUCCGCGACGCUACUGGUUAGGCAAGGACGCUAAAUGCCUGCUGUACUUAUUAUUAAAACUUUACAAUCAUCCGAUAUUGUGUCAAUAAUUUGUCAUUUGUGUCUGUAGUGAAAAUAUAAAAAUCUUAGAGCUUAAACACAUUAUUUUUUUUUAUUUAUGAAAUCAUACCUGUUUACACCUGGGUGCGUAGAGGUUGCGGCUAAGCAGUCAGCAGCAACUGUGACUUUUCAAAUCUUUCAAAUAAACUGUUGUAAAGUGCUAUAGGUUUAAUUUCCAAAAGAUUUUAAAGGAAUGUAUCACUAAAAGUCAAUUAAUUAAAUUUAAACUAAUAAUACUCGCGGGUAAUAGAUCGUUGUGCAAAGGAUUAUGCAAAUACAGUAAUGCAACAAUAACGGAGACAUCACAGAUUAAAUUUAGUGUGUAGUUGUAAUAAAGUAUUCUUCGUAAGGUAUAAUUUCUGUAAAAAUGUAUAUUUUCUAUAUUUUUUUUAUUUAUUCAAAGAUUUUUCAUCAGUUUUUAUAAAAAGUUUUGAUGAGUAAAAUUAUAGCAUACAUAUUUGUUCUUAUUUAACUCUUUUUCAUUUAUUGUUUUGGUGGUGUACAAAAUACACCACGCGUGUACUUGUGUUGAAAUAUUGAGCGCGUGUUGUUAAAGAUUAAUAAUCUCUGAAAAGAUAUGAUUUUAGACUCUAUUUGAGAAUUGUGAAUAAAGUUAUUCCAAAUCAAAGUCACAAUAUUUUAAAGCUCUUUUUUUCCAAACUUAGAAACUUUUUAAAUUCAUCUUUCAGAUAUCGUUAAUUGAAAUUUCUUUGUAUUCUUCAAAUAGUCCUAAUUUUUUCAAUAAGUAGAUAUUGCCUUAAUAGACGGGCGUUUUGAUAUUGCUUUUGGUAACUAAAUCCUUUACUGAUCUUGCUAAUGCCUGGAACUUUGAUUGAUUCAUUUGUGGGUUCUAAUGUGAUACGCAGUAAAGUCAAAUUCCCCUAAAUUAUAUACUUAUUAGGUGACGCCUAAAAUUUCUAAGAGAAAACGUUGCUUCAAUGCAAAUGAAUGUAAAAUGUACAAGGUACACCUCGGAAUUUGAUUAGGUUGAUUUGAAAAAAGCAAAAGUCACAACAAUGUGCCUUCAAGUUUUUCAUAAUACUGUCUUAAAUUAUUAAUACCAACUCCACGCCGUAGUUCUGGGAAAAAAUCAUUUACGAAAUUACACUUCAUUUUCCUAGAACAAAACAAUCUUUGAAUAAAUGUUAGGUUAUUAACAAAAAUUUGUUUCUAAAAUUUGGACUAUUAUAACAAUGUUGCAUAGUUAACAGAAACUUAUUCUACUCCACGAUGACUUCAGUUUUAUCAUACAUAUUUUUCAGAAAUGUUAAUCUGUUUAACGUUUGUUUGUAUUAAAGUUUAUUGACGACGUUAAUGUUAUAUUUAUCACAGUGUGUUCUGACUCCCUAUUCUGAUUAUUCAAUCUAGAGAUGAUUGGAUAGAAAUAUAUAAUGUUUGGAAGUUUUUAUCUUUUUUAUAUCCAAAACCAAAUAGAUUGUGUAAAUUUAUUGAAUUUGAAAACUUUUACACAAUAGGAGAUUACUGUUUAUAAAAGUGUACCUAAUAUUUAACCUCUUCAUAUGAUUGACGUUUAUCAAUAUCAAUUACUAAUUUAAAGUCAAUGUGUCAACAAAAUCUAGAAGUGAACUUAACUAGAAGAAAAAGAAAUUUGUGAAAUAAAUAAUUACAUUUUAAAAAUCAAUUUAAAAAGAAUUUGGAAAUAAAAAUGUAUCAUCAGGAAUCCAGGAACAAAUUAUUGUAAAACUGAAAUAAAGUAGGAAAUUAAUAUCAAUAUUAACAAAUAACAACAUUAGAAAAAAAACAAACAAA